Molecule: messenger RNA, 656 nt
Organism: Protopterus annectens (West African lungfish)
Lineage: Eukaryota; Metazoa; Chordata; Ceratodontiformes; Protopteridae
Product: E3 ubiquitin-protein ligase TRIM69-like
Exons: 1
Coding region: 66-656 (196 amino acids)
Molecular function (GO): protein binding
Source: RefSeq, a predicted model, not a curated record
UUGAGGAGAAGAAAGUGCAGCGGAUCCAAAAUCUGAAGGAUGAAACAAAAAGAAUUCUGGAAAAGAUGGAGAAAAAUCUGAAGGAAAUAAAAGAGAAGUAUAGUAUAAUUCAUGGAGAAACAUGCACUAUCCUGUCAAAGAUGGAACAGAAGGAUUAUCUUGCUCUCCUAGCAGGAAUAAAGGACCAUGCCCAAAGGUUCACAAAGUUUCAGGAGGAGAAUGUUGAAUUAACAUUGGUGACUGAAGACCUAAACCUGGGGAUGUACAGCUACUUUCUACAGUAUGAAGUUUGGAAAGAAAUGAAGUGUGUUCUUUCCCAUGUGCCAUCUCCUUUGAGACUGGAUCUAAAGACUGCACAUCCUAAACUCAUCCUGUCUGAAAAUCUGACUAGUGUAAGAAUCUGUGACAGAAGAUACCAGCCGCUGAACAACAUUGAGAGGUUUGAUGCCAGCUUUUAUGUGCUGGGAUCCGAAGGCUUCUCAUCAGGAAGACACUGCUGGGAGGUAGAAGUUGGGAAGAAACCCAACUGGUACUUGGGUGUGGCUACAGAGUCUAUUGACAGAAAGGGAGCAAUCUUGAAUAAAUCUGAGACUGGCUACUGGAUAAUAAGGAAGAGAAAUGGCACUGAAUAUUUUGCUGCUGAUUUUGUUUUUUAA